Messenger RNA from Papaver somniferum (opium poppy), 1918 nucleotides. Its product is annotated as scopoletin glucosyltransferase-like. The coding region runs from base 233 to 1702 and encodes 489 amino acids. NCBI's taxonomy places the organism in Eukaryota, Viridiplantae, Streptophyta, Magnoliopsida, Ranunculales, Papaveraceae. The record is from RefSeq and is a predicted model, not a curated record. Gene Ontology annotation, molecular function: UDP-glycosyltransferase activity. The transcript has a single exon.
AUCCAAGACAUGUAGCUCACAAGUAUCCACAUGCUCACUGACAAUUAAGUCCUUUGUGGUGCCAAAAUAACUUCGGUUAUCUCAUUUCUUUUUGCAUAAUUCAGCAGUUCGUUAUAAAUAACAACAGUAUUGUGACAACUGAUAAAGCAUAUUCUCAUAUCCAUCUCUUAUCCUUUAAUGUUCAAGAACCGACUCUCCAAUCUCUUCAAUCAGUUUUUGUAAAGUGCUAAAAAUGGGUUCAGAAGCUCCACCUCCUCCUUCUCAUCAACUUCAUGGUUUCUUUUUUCCGCUCAUGGCUUAUGGGCAUAUGAUUCCAAUGUUUGAUGUUGCAAGAAUGUUUGCUGCACGAGGAGUUAAAGCCACCAUAAUUACGACUCCUAUAAACGCCUCCACCUUCACGAAGAAUGCAGAGCGGGAUAGAUUGUCAGGUCUAGAUAUCGAUAUUCAAAUACUUCGGUUUCCUACUGAAGAAACCGGUUUGCCUGAAGGAUGCGAAAAUGUCAACGACAUAGAUGCACCUGAAAUGAUUCCUAAUUUCUUCAAUGCUGUCAACAUGCUCCAAGAACCAUUGGAGCAGCUCUUUGAGGAUUACCACCCAGAUUUCAUCGUGGCUGAUAUGUUCUUACAUUGGGCAACUGAGAGUGCAGGCAAAUUUGGCAUCCCUCGCUUUGUGUUCCAUGGAACAAAUAUAUUUUGUCAGUGCGUUGAAUAUAGCUUGAAUCUCUACAAACCUGACCAAGGUAUUGCUUCUGAUACAGAGGCCUUUGUGGUUCCGGGCCUCCCUGACAAGAUAGAAAUGACUAAGCUACAGAUGCCUGAUCACUUAAAGUUGGAUUCACCUUUUUCUGAAAUGCUUGUCAAAAUAAGAUAUUCUGAGAUAAAGAGUUAUGGAGUUUUGGUAAACAGCUUCUAUGAUUUGGAGCCAGCAUAUGCAGAUUAUUACAGGAAUGUUAUGGGAAGAACAGCAUGGCAAAUAGGCCCGGUUUCUCUCCUGAAUAGGAACACUGUAGAUAAAGCUCAAAGAGGAAAGCAAUCGGCUGUCGAUGAGCAUUAUGUCCUAAACUGGCUGGACCCCAAGGAACCAAAUUCAGUUCUUUACAUCUGUUUCGGGAGCACUUCAAGAAUGAACAAUGCUCAAUUACUUGAAAUAGCGAUGGCUCUUGAAAAUUCAAGUGUUUCAUUUGUUUGGGUUAUACGGACAACUGGGAACAACAAAGACGAGAGAUUUUUACCCGAAGGUUAUGAAGAGAGAAUGGAAGGGAAGGGUAUGAUAAUUAGAGGAUGGGCACCACAAGUGCUUAUCCUAGAUCAUACGUCCGUCGGAGGGUUCAUGACACAUUGUGGUUGGAACUCUACGCUUGAAGGUUUAAGCGCAGGAGUUCCCAUGAUUACCUGGCCUUUGUUCGCAGAGCAAUUCCACAACGAGAAACUUGUUACUCAGGUGUUGAAGACCGGAAUUCCAGCUGGAGCUGGGAAAUGGCAACAAUGGUUGGAAACAAAAGAAAUAUCAGUGCAUAAAGAAAAGAUAGAGAAGGCAAUUCAACUGUUGAUGGGUGAUGGAAAUGAAGCUAAAGAGAUGAGAAGAAAAGCCAAAGAACUAGGUGAAAUGGCUAGGAAAGCUGUAGAAGAUGGUGGGUCAUCUCACACCGAAUUUACUUCUCUGAUCGAGGAGUUGAAAGUCUCUAAAAAGGCAUCAACAUAGAAAAAACAUGCCAUUUUAGAUGCUAAUUUUGCAAUAUUUCUGAGCCUAAAUCAAUCUAGAAACGUUUUAAACUACUUUUCGGUGAAAGAACAAUACUAGCAGUAGUAUGUGUAUAUAUUGUCAAUGUUUCCAGCACAUUACCAUUGGCUACAAUUAGAAAUGGUGACAGUCAACAGACAACAAAUAUUGGAAUAAACAUGAUAAUGAUUCCAAUGA